CUUCAUUGAUGAAUAUUGCAGAGUGCUGAAGCCUAUUGCUAUUUCGAUAGAUCGCCUUCAAGGGCAAAAUGCAUGUUUCUGUGGUGAGAUUUUACCGACUCUCUUUGCUGUCCGAGCUAAAUUACAAGACCUGCAAGCUUCAAACCUGCGGUACUGCUCACACAUUUUGCAAGCUACCUUAGCUGGCUUUGAGAGGAGGUUCAGCAACUUCCUGCAGCUGAAGACGGAUGUAAACGAAGCCAUCCUUGCUACAGUAACACAUCCAUUUUUCAAGAUGAGGUGGUUGCCUUUGAGACUAACAUGUGAGAAGAAGAGGAUACAUCAACUCAUUCUGCACGCAGCUGAAGAGCUUGGUCUUCUGUCAUAGAGUGAUGCUGCAUCAACAAGCACCACUGAGAAGAAUGAAGAUGAAUUCUUUGUCUUCUCUGAUCAAGGUAAGGAGAAAAUGUAUCCACUUCAGAAGGCUUGUAGCAAACAGCAAUUUCAGGUGUUAAUCAUUAAAUGAGAAGUUAUUCAUAUGUCAUAUUGUUACCUUGUGUAUGAAAGUAUAUGAAUAACAAUGUUUGUUUUUUCUGAUUCUAUUGUCUUCACUCUCAACAGGAAUCGACAACCAGAUGGACACAGAGGUCUUACCUAGCCACAGCAAAGCAGAGUUAGAGACCCUUCACUUCCUGGAGGACCCCAGAAAGGACCUGGCUUCACUGGACUCGCAUCCACUAAUCAAGCUGCUCUUUGUGAGAUUCAACACCACUCUGCCAUCAUCAGCACCAGUUGAGCGUCUCUUUUCUUUUGCAGGCAUGGUCUACCGCCCUCAUAGAAGGGGAUUAACUCCUGAAUUAUUGGAGAAGUUGGUUGUACUUAAAAACAACUAGCCUAAAUGACAAUGGUUUAGUUUUCUCUUUUGUAGCAUAGUUGUGUUAUUGCUACUAUUUUGGGAUAAAAUUAAAAUUAUAUGGCCAAGACAUAGAAAGAGUUUCUUGUUUUAAGUUUUUAGGGGUAUGGUUUGAUGAGAAACUUACAUUUAAAAUGCAUAUUGAGAAAAUUAUUGAUAAAUGCCAGAAAGUUAAGAAUGUUAUGAGGUGUUUAGUGGGUAAGGACUGGGGGGCUGAAAGGUUGGCAUUGAAAAGUAUAUAUACUGGAUUAAUGCGAUCAGUGCUUGAUUAUGGUUGUAUAGUAUUUCAAUCUGCUGCUACAAGCAGGUUGAAGGAAUUGGACAAAAUUCAAUAUAAGGCAUUAAGGUUAUUAACAGGGGCUAUAAGAUCCACUCCAACUGCAGCAUUGCAGAUUGAAACAGGGGAAAUGCCCUUAGAACUUAGGAGAGUGCAACUGUCUCUGAAUUAUUUGGUCAGUAUUAAAGGACAUGUUAUAGACCAUCCAGCAAAAGACGUGAUAAAACCAUGUUGGGAAAAAGAAAAGUCUGAAAUCAAGAGUUUUGGGUGGAUGAUACUUAGAGUGGCGGGAGAAAUGGAAAUAAAUGAGAUGGCCAUUAGUCCAACUGUUCCAUGGUCAGUAAUUCCCCAGUGGUUAUUACCACAGCCCAAAGUGGACAUGUCACUGCUAGAGAAGAGGGACAAGGACCAAGGGGAUGGCUAUAAUGCUCGAAUGGUGCAGACAUAUAUUCAAUCUCAUUAUUUUAGUUAUGUCUUGAUUUAUUCAGAUGUAUCUAAAAAUAUAGAAAACAGAGUAGGCGUGGCAUUCACAGUUAUAGAUUUUAAUGUCAAAGUUAACAGAAGAAUCUCAGAUAAUCUAUCAGUAUACACUGGAGAAAUGAUUGCAAUUUUAUUGGCACUACAAUGGGUUGAAGAAAAUAGACCAUUGAGGACACUUAUAUGUUCUGACUCAAGUUCAUCAUUAAUGACACUAGAAAGUGGUCAAUCUGAGAGCAGAUCUGACGUAUUGAUCGAGAUCCUUCAAACAUUAUACAGGAUUCAGAUGAUGGGUUUAGAAGUAUCUUUCUGUUGGGUACCUGCUCAUAUAGGAGUAAAGGGGAAUGAAUUAGCAGAUGAAUGUGCUAAGGAAGCCACAGGAAAAUCAGAUAUAGAUAUAAAAGUAAAUUAUAGUAAGGCUGAGAUUAAGUUUUUAAUCAAACAACAUGUGAAAAAUAGAUGGCAGAAACAAUUGGAGGAUGAAAGAACAGGAAGAUGGCUUUAUAACAUCCAAAGAAUUGUUGGUAAAGGCAGAAUAACAAGGAGAAAUAGAAAAGAAGAAUCAAUUAUAUCUAGACUUAGAUUUGGACAUACAGCACUUAACAGUACUCUAAAUAAAAUAGGGAAACACCAGACAGGAGCAUGUGAGUAUUGUAAUCAAGAAGAAACAGUGGAACAUGUUAUAAUGAAAUGUCCAAAAUAUAAUAGUGAAAGGAGAGUAUUGAUUUUUAAUUUAAAAAGAAUUAAGAUGAAGUUUAAUUUGACAAAUUUAUUGCAAAGGAACUCACAUGAGGAGUGUAUUGAUUUUUUAUUACUAUAUUUAAAAAUGACUGAUUUAGAUAAAAGAUUAUAGGUGUUUAGAAGUUGAUAGGUAAAGGUCCUUGCGUUCUUGGUCCACACUCCUAACCAGCAGGUGGCGGUAAUGCACCUUGAAGUUGUAUGCCAACCGCCAUAAAAUCAACAAGAAGAAGAAGAAGUUUGUUUCUGUUUCGUUUUGAUUGGAUCUUGAAGUGUCGGUGCUGAACAAACAUCAGUGAGUUUGACGGAGAUGGCAAGACGCUACAAAUCUUGCAGCUAUGUUGGAACAUUUGGCUUCUUCGCCAAGAAUGUAACAUAGUUUUUGGAUUGGGCUAUAGGAGUUAAAUUGGGGAAAUAUUUUAUUAAUUUUGGGGAAGUAGUGGUCUCUG
Molecule: messenger RNA, 2833 nt
Organism: Megalobrama amblycephala (Wuchang bream)
Lineage: Eukaryota; Metazoa; Chordata; Actinopteri; Cypriniformes; Xenocyprididae
Exons: 2
Coding region: 1027-2499 (490 amino acids)
Molecular function (GO): nucleic acid binding; RNA-DNA hybrid ribonuclease activity
Source: RefSeq, a predicted model, not a curated record